Messenger RNA from Rotaria sp. Silwood2, 846 nucleotides. Lineage: Eukaryota; Metazoa; Rotifera; Eurotatoria; Philodinida; Philodinidae. The record is from the annotation of a GenBank genome assembly.
AUGAUUUAUUUACGUUCAUCGAGGCGUCUUGCUCCCAUGAAUGCAACAGCAUUAGAAACUUGUCGUUAUCCUUUGUUUAUCAUCAUUAUGGCGUCUUAUAUGCGAAAAAAUGGUCGAUCACCACACUACAUAAAAAAGUCGGUUCGAUCAAUACUUUCUCAGUCAUACUCCAACUGGGAACUAUUCGUUACUGGGGACAAAUACGAAAAUGAACAAGAGUUUCGUUCACUUUUCACGAGUAUACCGUCAUCAAAGUUGUUUCUUCAUAACCUACCGGAACCUGGAGAACGAGGUAAUUUGACUGGCACUCAGUUGUGGCAAAGUGGUGGUGUUGUGGCCAUGAACAAUGCAUUACAGCGUGCUGAGCAGCACCACAAUAAUUGUGAACCAAAUUGCAAAAUAUAUGUUGUGAGCCUUGAUGAUGACGAUAUCUGGUCUACGGAACAUCUGAAUGAACUGCUAUCGAUCUUCAUACGCUUCCCAUCGGUCGUUUUUGCAUGGACUAAAGGGUACCAUUGUAGUAGCAGCGGUAAUCCGUAUCCACCUAUAAUAGUACUGCAAGAUCGAGUCAACAAUUGGUCCGGGCCUUUUGGCGGUAAUAUACUGCAUUCUUCUUGUGCAUGGAAAAUGGAAGUCUUUCGAGGUUUCCGAUAUCGUGGACAAUGGGAUUUUCCACCAAAUUAUCAUGGACAGAAAACAGGUGACUAUGAUUUAUUUGAAGCAAUACGUGCACAUAUUGUCGCAAAAAGUCUAGAUUACUAUCACAGCAACCGAGCUACAAUCGAGCAUCUCAUUGAAAUGGGAAACUCGUGUACUAAGAAUGGGUCAUUAUGGUAUCCUGACUAA